GCAUUAGCCCGCCACAGCACACUAUCGGCUGUUAAGCUUUUAACAGUACAAUAUCGUCUGUUAGUUAGCACUGUUUUGGCUUUUGACAAAUUCCAAAGUUCGUUCCCAUUCACAUUUGUUUACAUCAUUGUUCCCACGAAAACGAUGUCCUUGAUGUCUCAGGCGAGUCGCACAGCACCACAAAUGCUGUUGCACUUGAACCGCCACCUCGCCUUUUCCACUGCCUCCGCCACGUCGUCAGAGUCACCGGAUGUCCGCAAAAUGCUUACUCCAGCCGAGCUCCUCAGUCCAGAAUCACAAAAAAGGUGUAUGGAGAAGAUGCUUAGCCUGCCGGCGUUCCCACGUCCGAAGUCCCUGACUCCCAGUCGGCGGGAAAAGCAGACGUCUGCGGUCCUAAUUGCUCUCUGCCAGGAACGGGGCACGGACGAGAUUUCCUUGCUCUACACCCGGCGAUCACGACACAUGCGCAGCCACAGCUUCCAGAUAUCUUUUCCGGGCGGAAGGCGAGACGAUCAUGACACGAGCUACGUGGACUGUGCGUUGCGGGAGACGGAGGAAGAGAUCGGUCUGCCGCGUCACCGCAUUACGGUUUGGGGCGAGGCCAACCAACUGCAUCUGCCGAGGACAUCGUCCAUUGUACCGGUUGUGGGUGUAGUGCCAGACUUCAGCAUCUCCGAACUGCGACUGAACUGGGAAGAGGUGGAAGAAGCUUUCAGCGUACCUCUCAGAUCACUGAUGGUGCCCAAGGCCACCAGGCACACGCAGUUCCGCAGCGGCUACAGCGGACCCGUGUUCGUGGUGGAUCAUCACCGCAUCUGGGGCAUCACCGGCUAUCUGACGCACCUAUUCCUGCACUGCCUACUGCCUCCCAGUCUGCUGCCAGAUUGCCUUAAGACGAACAUCAAGUUCGUAAGGCCUUUUAAGCUACCUCCAAAGCUGCCGCAUCACCGCGAGCAUUCUGCCACGGAUCCCUCGAUGCGCACCUGAAAAGAUGUACUCGAUACCCAGGACCGUAAUCCCACUCAGGCUAGGCCCAAUGUGAUAUACUUUGAUUGGGCCGAAUAAACUCAGAAGGUUAUUGUUUCGGUCUAACCGAACAGUAGGCUAAAUUUGAUGGCGUUCUUUGUAUUCGUAUAUAUAUUUUUUUUAUUAUUGUGAAUUACAACGAAAGAUUUGCGUCUGUUUUUAUUUUAGCAAAUCUGUGUAAUAAAAUUGUUGACCAAAAUGUUGAAAUUAA
This is a messenger RNA of Drosophila eugracilis, 1237 nucleotides long. RefSeq names its product nucleoside diphosphate-linked moiety X motif 8. The coding region runs from base 145 to 987 and encodes 280 amino acids. The transcript is spliced from 2 exons. The record is from RefSeq and is a predicted model, not a curated record. Gene Ontology annotation, molecular function: coenzyme A diphosphatase activity. Lineage: Eukaryota; Metazoa; Arthropoda; Insecta; Diptera; Drosophilidae.